AUGGCAGAACAAGAACAAACCAAACAGCCUCUAUGCCCGGUUAAGAUCCAUUUUCCGUACAACACGAUCUUCAUGAUCAUCAACUUUGUCUUCCUCAUCGUCACGGCCUUCUGGUUCGUGACCAUAAGUUCCGUACAUUUCAGGACACGGGACUGCAACAAAUACAUCUCUACGCCCGGAAUCUUCGUCAGCUUCUCCUUGUUGGCGAUGUCGCUCAUCGGAUUCUACGCAUCUUAUUUCAGAUCCGACUGUCUCUUCCGAAUCUACUUCUUCUUGCUGUUCUUGUGGAUGUUUGCCCUAGUUUCAGCUUCAACGUUUUUCGGGCUUCUUAACAAGGAGACAAACCCUAAGAUCUUUCCCGGAACUCAGAUCAAAGAGUACAAGCUCGAUGAGUACUCGGGUUGGGUCCGGAGAUUAGUCGUCAAGGAAGACGAAUGGUAUCGAAUCAAGAGAUGUCUUCGUUCGGACAAUGUCUGCAAUGAGCUAUCAUCGACUAAAAACAUGUCUAUUUCCGCUUUCUAUAACAUGGACUUGAACCCUAUAAAGUCGGGCUGUUGCAAGCCACCGCUUUCAUGUGGAUUUGGAUACGUAAAACCAAAUUUCUGGAACACAACCACGAAAUAUAAUUUUACGGAAGCAGAUUGCAGAAAAUGGAACAACGACGUCGAAACUUACUGUUUUGACUGCGAUUCAUGUAGAGCGGGGAUCAUUGCCAGUUUGAACGGGACAACGCAAUCCAUCGGGAGCUCGAUUGCUCAGAUUAUGUCUACUUUCUUUGUCGGAUAUUUAGGUUGGUUUUCGUGGUUAAAAUCUCUUAGAGAAGUUCAAAUAAGCGAGAGUAGAAAUACAAAGAAUUUGAAUUUCUAA
Tarenaya hassleriana is the source of this 867-nucleotide messenger RNA. Its product is annotated as tetraspanin-13. Gene Ontology annotation, cellular component: plasmodesma; plasma membrane. Lineage: Eukaryota; Viridiplantae; Streptophyta; Magnoliopsida; Brassicales; Cleomaceae. Gene Ontology annotation, biological process: auxin-activated signaling pathway. The coding region runs from base 1 to 867 and encodes 288 amino acids. The record is from RefSeq and is a predicted model, not a curated record. The transcript has 2 exons.